CGGGUUUGUCUUCUGUUCAUUUAUCUUUCUUUAACUUUUGCUAUUCAAAACAAUAUACCAAUUUCUUUAUCAUAUGCCAAGUGGUUAACCCUUGUAAUUUGAGUGAAAACACUAAUUGUUGCUCUGAUUGGAGUACUCUUUACAACAAUAUAAAUAACAAGCCAUAUUAUUAUUGUCAUCAUUUUUAUUCUUCUUCUCAACAACAACAAUCUUCAGAAUCUACUUCUUCUUAAACAACAACAACGUUAUGUCUAAGAAUUCACAUAACAUUAGAAUAUUAGGACUACCAUCAAAUUAUGCUUAUAAAAACUGGUUGUAACAAGCAGUACAAAACGAGAGUAAUCCCUUAAACUACUUCUCAUUCACAAGUAAUUUUAAUGGCAGUGAGAAUGCAACAAAUGCUCGUUAUUCUGAUUUGCUGGAUUUGUUAUCAAACAAAAAACAAAAAACGCAAGAAAAACAAAGGACAGUCAGGUUUCGCCGAAGACUAUCAGGUAUAUUGGGCUGAUAGAAGAAAUAAAAAUACCCAAACUAUCAUAACAGAAAGACAGAAUAAAACCUUGGAGAAAUUGAAUGAUAUGACAUGCGAAAGUUUAGAAAGGCUGGCAGAAUGGAUAUAUAGCGAUGAUGGUGUAGGCAGUAGCAGCAGCAGUAGCAACAUUAUUGUUCGUAACCCUGUCAGAACUGAAGAUUCUAAUAAGUUUGAUGGUUUAGAAUCUUUAGAAAAAAUAUUAAAUUUCUCGUCAAAAUUAUCAUCAGACAAGGUUGGUUACUUAGGAAUUCUGGACCUCAGCUCUGACACCGUUAUCUUAAUGCUUAAAAAACAGCUUGCUGAAAAAGAUUAUAAUGAUAUUAUUCAACAUGCUACAUUACUAAACGUUGAAUUAACAGAAUAUGCUGAAGAUCUAAUAACUUCUCUCUGUGAAUCCAAGCUUGCAACGAUCUCCUUAAGAAAUAUAAUGUAUGAAAUUGGUUAUAGACAAGCCUUUAAUUUAGUUCUCAAUCGUGAUGCUGGUUUUAUUGAAACAACUACUCGCCAUUUCCUCGAUUUAAUGGAUAGUCCAAACAAUUCACUCAUACAAACAACUGGAGAACGUGCUGCCUGCAUUCAUACUAUCAUCUACAUUAUAAAUCAGCUUUUUUUAGCAGACAAUGAUGUAGUUGCUUUAGACUGGAUCGAAAAGGAGUAUUGCCAAACAGGCAGAUGUAAAUGGGAUGGUAUCAUUAUGAAAGUAAAUAAUAAAAAAAUAUCUACAGUUUUCGUAGAGUUCUCUGGUGGAAUUAAAGUCAAUGCAACAAUGAAAAAAGAAAACCUCUGAUAUUAAUAAAUUAUAUUCUAAUAUAUUGAAUAUUAUUACUGGUUUGCCUGCCAGUACCCCCCAAGAAAAUAUUUUGUGCCCGCUUCUAUGACAACUGCAUAUAUUUUGAGGAACUAUUUGUCUUCAAACAAAAUUAUUUCAGAAAGAUUCAUGUGUCUUUCCAUUGUCCAAGCACGCCAAGAUUACUUCUCAAAUACAUCAAACAAAUCAGCAAAAUGCUACAAUGGAAAGAAGCUGUAAUCAACCAGACGUUGUAAUUACAAGAUUAAUUAGCACUUACUAAAUAAUUGCUAUUGAUAUUAUUGUUGAUAAGGCAGAUAUAAAAAAGAAAGCAGAAUAAAUCUGUGAAAACUUUGUAUAAG
Molecule: messenger RNA, 1681 nt
Organism: Cokeromyces recurvatus
Lineage: Eukaryota; Fungi; Mucoromycota; Mucoromycetes; Mucorales; Mucoraceae
Exons: 7
Coding region: 378-1319 (313 amino acids)
Source: RefSeq, a predicted model, not a curated record